This is a messenger RNA of Staurois parvus, 1215 nucleotides long. NCBI's taxonomy places the organism in Eukaryota, Metazoa, Chordata, Amphibia, Anura, Ranidae. The record is from the annotation of a GenBank genome assembly.
UUACAGAAUGUUAUCAACACUUUUACACAGACAGCCCAUUUGGAGCGCUGUAGUUUCCUUGGCAAUGUGACUGUUGGGAGAGAUGUAACUAUAGAGGAACUACAGGAGGCAUAUCAUGCUGUAGUCCUGAGCUAUGGGGCAGAAGACAAGCGGCAGCUGGGGAUUCCUGGAGAAGACCUUCCAGGAGUGUACUCUGCCAGGGACUUUGUGGGUUGGUACAACGGCCUUCCAGAUAAUAGACACUUAUCACCAGAUUUUAGCACGGAAACAGCAGUCAUCCUUGGACAUGGGAAUGUUGCACUUGACAUUGCAAGAAUCUUGCUGUCACCAUUAGAUCUGUUAAAGAAGACCGAUAUUACGCAGACUGCCCUUAAAGGCCUUUCUAACAGUCGUAUCAAGAAGGUUUGGCUUGUUGGUCGUCGUGGACCUCUGCAGGUGGCAUUUACCAUUAAGGAGUUGCGAGAGAUGAUCCAUCUUCCGGGUACCCGCCCUGUAAAUGAUCCUUCUGAUUAUCAGAAUCUCACAGACUCUAUAAAGGAUCUUCCUCGGCCCAGAAAACGACUUACAGAACUGCUAAUGAAGACCGUAUUGGAGAAUCCUGGAGAGAAAGAGGCUAUCCAAAGAUCCCAAUGUGAUCGCGAAUGGGGCCUGCGCUUCCUCCGGAGUCCUGUGGCUGUUUUGCCUAGCGAAAAUGGAAAAAAAGUGUCUGGUAUUAGGCUGUCUGUCACAAAACUUGAGGGUAAUGGGGAGAAUGCAGUUGCUGUUACUACAGGUAAAACAGAGGAUAUAUCAUGUGGGUUAAUUCUCAGCAGCAUUGGAUACAGAAGUGUUCCUAUCUCACCAAGUGUACCUUUCCUCCAGAAGAAUGGGAUUAUACCAAACAGCAUGGGCAGAGUGCAAGGUGCUCCAGGACUUUACUGCAGCGGCUGGGUGAAGAGAGGGCCGACCGGUGUCAUCGCUACAACAAUGACGGACAGUUUUGACACAGCGCAGUCCUUGUUGGAAGACCUAAAAUCAGGUGCUUUACAUUGUUCAGAGACUCGAUUUGGAGCCUCAGCAAUCCGUGAGCUGCUUCUUCUCAGAGGGAUCCAGCCUGUGUCUUUCUCUGACUGGGAGAAGAUAGAUGCAGUAGAGAAAACCCGUGGAAUGGAAGUAGGAAAACCUCGAGAAAAGAUCUUGGACCCUGAGGAGAUGUUACAGUUAGUUUGUCGGUGA